Molecule: messenger RNA, 1146 nt
Organism: Penicillium oxalicum
Lineage: Eukaryota; Fungi; Ascomycota; Eurotiomycetes; Eurotiales; Aspergillaceae
Exons: 4
Coding region: 1-1146 (381 amino acids)
Source: RefSeq, a predicted model, not a curated record
AUGAACAAGUAUCUGACCUUAUUGGCCUCUCUGCCCAUUGCUGUGCAAUGUGGUGAGGUGGUGUGGAGCGGUAUCUUCGACUCUUCCGCUACCGUGGCGGACUUUGACAAAUGGUCCUUUUCCAACCCCGUGGGAGCCUGGCAAUGGUACAUUCACGGCAAAGGACAGACAAGCGACUACCUCGGUCUCUCCAAGAGCUUCAAGAACCCCGCGGACACCAGUGAUGCCCAGGGCCUCCGCAUUUCCAUCGAUGGGACCUCGUUCUGGAACGGUCAGAACAUGGAGCGCAGCGAGCUCAUUCCUCAAACCUCUGCCAAUCUCGGUAGCGGCCGUCUGUUCUAUCACUUCUCCCUCAAGACCGACGAGGUCAAUGCUCCCAACCCCAAGUUUGAGCACCAGCUGGCCUUUUUCGAGAGCCACUUCACCGAGCUCAAGUAUGGCCGGCUGAGCGGCGACUCGGCCACCGAGGACAACACCCUGCGCUGGUGUGUCGGGGGCCAAACACACUGGUCCACCGACCUGGAGGCCAGCCAGUGGUACAACUUUGCCUACGACAUCGACUUUGCCGGUCAAACCGUCGGCCUGUGGGCAAGUAACGGCUCGGCGCCCCUGACCGAGGUCGUGACGGGCGUCAAGGCCUCGACCUCGACCAACUCGGCGGACUGGCACGUUGGUGAGUUGCGUCUUCCCAACGGCGGGACCGAUGACAAGGCGGAAGACUGGUACUGGUCCGGUGUCUACGUCGAGAAGGCCCCGAUCACCACCUCUAUCGCAGGCCCUUCUGCUGGUCAGGUCGCCGAUGAGAGUGCGGGUCAGUCCUCCGAGCAGAUCCCCAGCCAAGCCUCGACGAGUCAGGCCCCUUCUUCGACGAUGAACACGGCCGUCGCGCAGUCCAGCACAGUCCAGCAUACUACCGAGCAGGCUGCCGUCAACCAGACCACCGAGCAGAUCAACACAACGGUCCCUACUUCCACCUCUACUCCCACCUCUGUCGAGACCACCGCGGCGGUGACUCCCAGCCAGACCGCGGGUCCGACGACCGGUGAAUCUGCGGAUCAGACUUCCGAAGACGGUGACGAUGACGAUGAAUAUGAGGAGUGCGACGACGAUGAAGACGAGCCCGAGGACGUGUCGGAGGACUGUUGA